AUGGCACAUCUCGUCGUCUGGCUCUCCCUGUGCGCGUCUCUGGUCCUGGCCAACUCCAAUUGCACGCGGCUGUUCAACUCGGCCGUCAUCAAUAACCAAACACUGUAUAUCGAUGGUGGGGACAUGCACACGCUGUUGCCCAAUGGGUCCAUCCCCAAAUCCGCAAUUCGAGACCUCCAGACCGUGGAUCUAUCCAGGUCGUGGCAGAACUCAGACGACGACCUCUUUACCUACAUCCGGAAACCGCAUGACAACUCCGACACCGACGACAAUCCCCCCUGGUUGAAUGAGGGUGCCGCCUGGUCCAAUGGACAGGACCUCUUCUUCUACGGCGGCUACCUGAGCGAAAAGGCCGGGAUCUCGGUGCCCCCACUGGCCACAUGGCGAUACGAUAUCGCGGCCAAAAAUUGGACCCGCCGCGGUUUCUGGGGCACCCCGCUGGUGCGACUGUGUCAAGGCGGCGCCGUACAGUCCUCCGUCGACCAGAUGGCAUACUACCUCGGGGGCUCGCUGAAUCCGGCGGGGAACCCGACCUUCAUCAAUACCCCCGGCGCAGACGUGUACAUGGACCCGGGCCUGAUCGCCCUGGACAUGAAUACCCUCGAGUGGACCAACGCGUCUACCGCCGACAUGAACACCUGGGGCACCAUCGGCGACGGAUACGUCGGUCUCAUCGACUCGGUAGGGAAGCGAGGUCUACUGGUAGCGUUUGGCGGGUACACGUACCCCGUCGGCCAGAAGCUUUCCUUCCUGGCAGCGCGGCAGACCAAAGAGACGAAUCAGAACUCAAUGGAGACCGUCCGCGUGUACGACAUCGACAAGCAGCGGUGGUAUGACCAGCAGACGUCGGGCGACAUCCCCCACUGGCGCAUGGCCGGCUGUGCCGUCGUCGCCCCGGCCCCAGAUCUGUCAUCUUACUCGAUUUACGUCUUUGGCGGCAUGGCAGCUAAGACCAAAGACUCCGACGGCAACGUCUACGUGCUCUCGGUGCCCUCGUUUCGGUGGAUCAAAGUCUACGACGACCACGUCCUGCGAUACAAGCACAAAUGCGUGCUCGCGCAGAAGCACACCAUGCUAGCUGUCGGGGGCAUCAUCCCCGUCGACGACAUGGAGUACUACCCGCAGUCGCGAAACUGCGACAGCUCCACCUUCGCCAAUGGGAUCGGCAUCUUCGACCUGCGUAAGCUGUCCUGGAUGAGCAACUACAAUGCCGACGACCAUGGCGAGUACACUAUCCCCUCCAAGAUUGUGGAUGUGAUUGGUGGGAGUGAAACCGGGGGCGCGACCCUGUCCAAGCCCCAGCAUGGGUUCAACAGCAGCGAUCUAGAGAAUCUAUUCAAGCAGCGCUCUGUCCGGCCCACCGCGAGCGUGGUCGCCAAUCCGACCGGCUCGCCAUCGUCGAGCCCCAAGCCUACCGCGGGGACGGGCCACACCCUGUCCGGUGGGACCAUCGCGGGCGCUGUGGUGGGGGCCGUUGCCGGGGUGGCCCUGUUAGCAGGGCUGGUCAUGGCGUGGGUGAUCGUGCAAAGACGCCGCAAGGAACAAAAAGCCGCUCUCCAGGAUGGUCCCCCCUGGGCGAAAGGCGCGUCCGAUACGUGGAUGUUCGCGCCGCGGCGGCCGCCAGAGGAGCUCGAUGCGGCGCCAGUGUACGAGCUAAGCCAUGAAAGGCAAGAGACGUGGUGCGGCGCAGCUUUUCGGGCGGAGAUGCCCACAGAGGCGAACCAAACGCCAGAGAUGCCAGCCUCGCGAGAUCGAUAG
Molecule: messenger RNA, 1758 nt
Organism: Aspergillus campestris IBT 28561
Lineage: Eukaryota; Fungi; Ascomycota; Eurotiomycetes; Eurotiales; Aspergillaceae
Product: kelch repeat protein
Exons: 6
Coding region: 1-1758 (585 amino acids)
Molecular function (GO): protein binding
Source: RefSeq, a predicted model, not a curated record